AUGGCAAUAUUUACUUUCUACUAUCUUGUCAACCUUACAGGUGGAGAGCUUGUGCCUGACAGGCGUGUAGCAGAUCGAAUGAAACCGGAUUCACAAACGACGCUAUCGAAGGAUGACGAUCACGACUCUGGACCAGUCGCCAAUCGUUGCACCUCCUGGCGGGGUGAGAUGCCCCUUUGUCCACUUGGCUGUGGUCGCGGUGGUUGCGGUGGCUGGGGAAUCUGCGAGAAGCUGACGCCGCCGAUCCACCCCAUUCUCGAUUUCUGGCUGGGGUUGGGUGCAAUGAGCGAGGAUGUGGAAUGA
This is a messenger RNA of Penicillium subrubescens, 303 nucleotides long. RefSeq lists its product as uncharacterized. The record is from RefSeq and is a predicted model, not a curated record. Bases 1 to 303 code for a protein of 100 amino acids. NCBI's taxonomy places the organism in Eukaryota, Fungi, Ascomycota, Eurotiomycetes, Eurotiales, Aspergillaceae. The transcript has a single exon.